This is a messenger RNA of Phaethon lepturus (White-tailed tropicbird), 3614 nucleotides long. RefSeq names its product KIAA0355 ortholog (gene GARRE1). NCBI's taxonomy places the organism in Eukaryota, Metazoa, Chordata, Aves, Phaethontiformes, Phaethontidae. The coding region runs from base 181 to 3363 and encodes 1060 amino acids. Gene Ontology annotation, biological process: Rac protein signal transduction. The transcript has 13 exons. Gene Ontology annotation, molecular function: CCR4-NOT complex binding. The record is from RefSeq and is a predicted model, not a curated record.
AGCAAAUCUGCUGCCUUUCUCACUGCUGAUACAAAUUAUACAGACGCUUGCCUUUUUGAAAUGCCUUUUGUGAAACCUAUGGCCACAGUCCUCCACUGUUACUAUACAUAACUAUAUAUUUGAGGAAGGAAUUUGACAAGUGAUUGUUAAUUCAAGAAAUCUUUGGACAAGCACUCACUUAUGUAUUGCUGUAGUGCACAAGAAAGCAAAAUGGACUAUAAGCGGCGCUUUUUGCUUGGCGGGUCCAAGCAAAAAGUGCAGCAACACCAGCAGUAUCAAAUGCCUGAGCUAGGCAGGACCCUGAGCGCACCGCUGGCAUCUACAACCCCAACAUCCCCUUUGGUCUCCUCAGCUGCUGCGGGCAGCUGCAACCACCCUGUGUCCCACACUACUCCAAUCGCAGACAUCCAGCAGGGAAUCUCCAAAUAUCUGGAUGCACUCAACGUGUUUUGCCGUACGAGCACUUUCCUUACAGACCUUUUCAGCAGUGUAUUUAGGAACUCGCACUAUUCUAAGGCAGCUAUGCAACUGAAAGACGUGCAGGAACAUGUCAUGGAAGCAGCGAGUCGACUCACAGCAGCAAUAAAACCAGAAAUAGCAAAAAUGCUGAUGGAACUCAGUGCAGGAGCUGCAAACUUUAAAGAUCAAAAAGAGUUCAGCCUGCAAGACAUCGAGGUACUUGGGCGAUGUUUCUUGACGGUGAUGCAGGUCCACUUUCAGUUCCUGUCACAAGCUUUGCAGAAGGUCCAGCCAGUGGCACACUCUUGCUUUGCUGAAGCUGUAGCUCAGGAGAGAAAAAAUGUUAGUGGGGCUGGAGCCUCAAAUUUAAGCCCCACGAAUGAGCUAGAAGAUGCAAUAAGAUCAUGGAGAGGAGCAGCAGAGGCCACAUCUCGACUGCGAGAAAGAGGCUGUGAUGGAUGUUUAGCAGGAAUUGAAGUUCAGCAACUUUUCUGCUCACAGAGUGUGGCAAUCCCUGAACAUCAGCUCAAAGAGCUAAACAUGAAAAUUGACAGUGCUUUGCAGGCUUACAAACUGGCUUUGGAGAGCUUAGGCCAUUGUGAAUAUGCAAUGAAGGCUGGCUUCCACUUGAACCCAAAAGCUAUUGAAGCAAGUCUUCAGGGCUGUUGCAGUGAAGCUGAAGCCCAGCAAACAGGAAGGAGACAGACUCCACCUCAGCCAAUUCAGUGUGAACUGCCCACCGUACCUGUUCAGAUAGGAUCGCAUUUUCUGAAAGGAAUAUCCUUUAAUGAGUCUGCAGCAGAAAACCUGAAGCUGAAAACGCACACAAUGCUGCAGUUGAUUAAGGAAGCUGGAUGCCAUAAUGGACUUACACCACGGGAUGACUCUCCUGUUACUGAAGUACUAAAUCAGGUUUGCCCUUCCACUUGGCGAGGAGCCUGCAAAACUGCUGUACAAUUGUUAUUUGGCCAAGCUGGACUGGUGGUUGUGGACACAGCACAGAUUGAAAACAAAGAAGCCUAUGCUCCUCAGAUAAGUUUAGAAGGAUCCAGGAUUGUGGUGCAAGUUCCAUCAACUUGGUGUCUGAAAGAAGAUCCAGCAACAAUGUCUUUGCUACAGAGAAGUCUGGAUCCAGAGAAGACUCUGGGACUGGUAGAUGUGCUCUACACUGCUGUGUUUGACAUACACAGGUGGAAGGAAGGAAGGGAGCAAGCCUUGCCUUGUAUUCAGAUCCAGUUACAGCGUGAAAUCUCAGACUUUGGGAAUCAAGCUGACAUGCCAUCCGGAAAUGGAAGCAAAUCUUCAGGUGGCCUACAAAAGACGUUCUCAAAACUGACUUCACGGUUUACAAAAAAAACUUCCUGCACUAGUACAAGUAAUACUGGAAGUUAUUCAAUCCCCAAUACACCUUCCAAAAAUGUCUUCAUAAGUUCCAACUCAGAGGAAAAAGCUAAAAUGCCCACUAACAUAGACGCACGGUUACAAAGCAUUUUGAACAUCGGUAAUUUUCCUAGGACCACAGAUCCACUGCAGUCAAUUCAGAGCACAAAUAAUCAGCUAGUGAAUGGAUUUCUAGUCGAAAGACGGGACAACUUCUUCAAACCUGAUGAUGGCAAGGAUGACAAAGGUAUGAAUUUACCAACUGACCAAGAAAUGCAGGAUGUUAUAGAUUUCUUGUCUGGUUUUAACAUGGGCAAAUCCCAGCAAACUUCUCCGAUGGUGAAAAGAAGGAACUCUGCUGCAUCCUCUACAGCAACAGAACAAAAAUCAGGAACAGUACAACAGCAACCACAAUCUGUCUCUCACACACCACUGCAUCCUUCUCAGCAAGGCUUGUCACAGCAGCAGCAGCAGUCACAAAAGCAGCAGCAGCAGCAAAUGCAGUAUUACCAACACUUGCUUCAACCUAUUGGACCACAGCAACGUGUACCUGCCAAAUGGCUGACUAAUUCUUCACAGCAGCCAGCCCAAGCUGUUGGAGCUGGACUGUCUCAUAUAAACCAGUGGAACAAUCCUGGUUUUUCAGAUUUAAGCUCUGAUUUGUACAGCUUGGGUCUUGUGAGCAGCUAUAUGGACAAUAUGAUGUCAGAGAUGUUAGGACAGAAACCACAAGGACCUAGAAACAACACAUGGCCAAAUCGUGACCAAACUGAUGGAGUGUUUGGGAUGUUGGGAGAAAUCCUGCCUUUUGACCCUGCAGUUGGCUCUGAUCCAGAAUUUGCCCGCUAUGUUGCUGGGGUCAACCAGGCUAUGCAACAAAAAAGGCAAGCACAGCAUGUCCGUCGUCCAAGCAACACACGUAGCAACUGGCCUCUUCCUGAUGAUCCUCAUAAAACCUGGCCCUUUCCCGAGUAUUUCACAGAAGGUGAUGUGACAAAUAGCUGGUCUGGUACUCAAGGAGACUCUGCCAGCUCAAGCGAUGAGACGUCCUCAGCUAAUGGAGACAGUUUGUUCUCCAUGUUCUCAGGGCCAGACCUUGUUGCUGCUGUAAAGCAGAGAAGAAAACACAGCAGUGGCGAGCAGGAACCUAGUACGCUACCAUCACCACCUCUUCUUUCUGCAGCAGAUGACCGUAAUCAGGAUAAUAAAACCAAAACCUGGCCUCCAAAGGCACCCUGGCAGCAUACGUCCUCUGUCACGAACACGCUACCUGGUCAGAGUACAUCUUUGUAUCCUAUGAGCAGCCCUGUCAGCCAGUGGAGCGACACGAUGCAGAUCCUCCAGUCACCCGUGUGGGCAGCAGCCAACGACUGUGCUCCAGCUGCAGCAAUCUCCUCUAACUUUGCCUAUGCGCAGCAGCAGCAAUCACAACAACAGGCUUCCCAGCACAAACAGAUGAAUAAGGGCUUUAAAUCUUUUCCAGUAAAGCACGAACGCAGACCAUCUUACCUGCAUCAGUACUAACUGCUUUUCAUAUUGGAAAAUGCAGCACAGGGCCAAACAUAAAUUACAUAUACUUGGUUUCACAAUUGUGUAUUGGCUAUGUCCUGUUUAUCUCAUUAACUACGGAACUGAGGGGGUUUGGGUGAGAUAUGCAAACUCUUGAAUUCUGAUUUACAGUGCUGAGCAAAUAUGGCCAAUAUGUAUGUUUGUUUGUAUGCGAAAACAGCCCAAAACUGUGAUGUAGAAAUGCUUUCAAAAAUGUGUAUAUUGCC